AUGGGAACGGCGGCAGAAAGCGGCGGCGUAAGUCUAUCGGAACUGUACUCCAGCUCGAAGCGGCUGUUGCUGAAGACCAGAGAAUCAUUAGAGAGGAUUGAGCGUCUCGAGUACAUGUCAUCCUCUUCAUUCUCAUCAUCAAGCACCUUCGUUCCUGGGACUUCAGAUGAUCAAGCCGCUGUAAUCCGAAGAGACAUUAACCAGAUCCAGUCCCUCUGCGUCAACAUGGAUCGUCUCUGGCGUUCCAUCGCCGCCAAGUCUCAGCGCGAUCUCUGGAAAAGAAAAGUGGAGCAAGUGGUUGAGGAGGCUGAGUCAUUUAAAACUAGUCUUGACAAGUACAUAUCACGGCAUCAGAAGCGGAUGCAGGAAGUCCAAGAGAGAGCAGAAUUACUUGGAAGAGCUAAUGGGGAAUCCUCUCAUAUCUUGAGAAUUUUUGAUGAGGAAGCACAAGCAGUACAGUCAGUCCGUAACUCCUCUAGAAUGCUAGAAGAAGCUUAUGCGACUGGCGUUGCAGUUCUUUCGAAGUAUAGCGAGCAAAGGGAUCACUUGAAGAGAGCUCAAAGGAAAGCACUGGAUGUUAUGAACACUUUGGGGCUAUCGAACACUCUAUUGAGGCUUAUUGAGAGGCGGAAUCGUGUUGACAAAUGGAUCAAGUGGGAUCCCCUCCUUGUCCUGGAUCUUGGCCUUGACAUUAUCUAUGGUGUCAGAGCUCUCCACCUCAAGGUAAUAGUCUUCCCAGUGAGUGUUUUGACGAAUAUUUGCAUACCACCAUGA
This is a messenger RNA of Fraxinus pennsylvanica, 774 nucleotides long. NCBI's taxonomy places the organism in Eukaryota, Viridiplantae, Streptophyta, Magnoliopsida, Lamiales, Oleaceae. The record is from the annotation of a GenBank genome assembly.